Messenger RNA from Pristis pectinata (smalltooth sawfish), 1402 nucleotides. Its product is annotated as transcriptional repressor CTCF-like. The transcript is spliced from 10 exons. Bases 167 to 1402 code for a protein of 411 amino acids. Lineage: Eukaryota; Metazoa; Chordata; Chondrichthyes; Rhinopristiformes; Pristidae. Gene Ontology annotation, cellular component: nucleus. The record is from RefSeq and is a predicted model, not a curated record.
UGGAGAGAUACAUUUGGAAGGGCCGCAAUCAGAGGUGACUGCUGAAAAUAUUGGUCUUGCCAAUAGCAGCAAACCUAUCAAAAUUAAAACUAAAGGCAUUAGGAAGACUUUUCAGUGUAAACUGUGUUCGCACACCUUCCCUCAACGAUCUAGUUUGGACCGUCAUAUGAGAAGCCACACAAAUGAGCGACCACAUAAAUGUCAUCUAUGUGAAAAAGCUUUCCGAACCAUCACCCUCCUGCAAAACCAUAUCAAUACUCACACAGGCACCAGACCACACAAGUGUCCAGACUGUGCUAUGGCUUUUGUUACAAGUGGGGAAGUAGUGCGACAUAGACGUUACAAGCACACUCAUGAGAAGCCCUUCAAAUGUUCAGUCUGUGACUAUGCUAGUGUGGAGGUAAGUAAGCUGAAGCGACACAUCCGUUCUCACACUGGUGAGCGUCCUUUCCCAUGCACAUUUUGCAGUUAUGCUAGCAGGGAUACAUAUAAGCUGAAGAGGCACAUGAGAACUCACUCAGGUGAGAAGCCUUACAAGUGCCAUAUUUGCCUGGCUAAUUUCACACAGAGUGGUACAAUGAAGAUGCACAUCCGGCAGAAGCACACAGACAACGUGCCCAAGUACUACUGUCCUCACUGUAAUGCUAUCAUUGCAAGAAAGAGUGACUUGGGCGUCCAUUUACGAAAGCAGCAUUCCUAUACAAGCUCUGGCGUGAAGUGCCGUUACUGUGAGGCUACUUUCCAUGAACGCUACACACUUAUUCAGCAUCAAAAGACCCACCGGAAUGAGAAGCGCUUUAAGUGUGACCAGUGUGAUUAUGCAUGUAAACAGAAACGUCACAUGAUAAUGCAUAGGCGUAUCCACACUGGGGAGAAACCAUUCAGCUGCACCCAAUGCGAUAAAAGCUUCAGACAGAAGCAACUCCUGGAUUUGCAUUUCAAGAAGCAUCAUGAUCCCAGUUUCAUCCCAGAGGUGCAUGUUUGCUCCUGGUGUUGCAAGAGCUUUACUCGCAAGAACAUAAUGACGAAACAUGCUGAGAAAUGCAGGAGUCAGAGAGUGCAAGACAGAGAUGCAACAAUUACAGAAAAGAGAAUCAAGAAUAACAAGAUGACACUGGACUCCAGAAACGCCAAUGAACCAAAAGAAGAUGAACUUGAGUUAAAGGCUGCAAAGGUCACUGAAAUAACAAAUGGUGCUCACAUCGGGAAGAAUGCCCAAAGAAACGCAGUUAAAAAGAAGCAAAAUAUUAAAGGAAAGUCAGCUGAUGUAAACCCUGCCCCACAGGAGCUUGCAGAGAGUGGUUCCAACCACAUGGACGAUAGCAGGAAGCUGGCUACACUGCAUGAUCAAGCCAGGAAAGAGAUUACCCCUGAGAUGAUCCUAAAAGAAAUGGUCCUUUGA